CCUCAAAUGUGAUUAACUAUGGGAUGUGCCAUUUUCGUCAAGUAACCUCAAAAGUCUCAAAGGGAUUUUAAGGAGCCAUUAAAAAAAAAAUUUGCUUCAGAGGGCUAUUCAAACUUCUCGAGCCCCUGCGCCCCCCUAGCGAUGCCACUGCCCAUCAUAUUUGGCAUUAUUAUGUUAUAAAUUUAAGCGCCUUCUUUUUUAUUAUGACGGCACUCUUAAAGAACCGGUUAGAAAAAUUCAAAUUUCUAUAAUGUCUGAAGAAAGUGAUGAAGAGAUUGGGCCACAAUUGUGUGAGGCAACAUUUCCUCAACCAAAAAAACUAAAAAAAUUGGAGUUUGAAUCUUUAUAUUUAAAUGAAUUACCUAAUGCCAAAUGUUAUGAGCUUAGUUAUAUGCAUCGAGAUGUGGUAACACACAUUAAUGUCACAAAAACUGACUUUAUUAUAACUGCAAGUCAAGAUGGGCAUAUUAAAUUUUGGAAAAAAGGUGAAGAAGGAAUUGAGUUUGUAAAACAUUUUAAAGCACAUUUGAGUGGUAUUUUGGAUGUAUCUGUUAGUUAUGAUGGGGCUUUAUAUGCUACUGUGUCAGAAGAUCAAGCUAUGAAAAUAUUUGAUGUUAUAAAUUUUGAUAUGAUUAACAUAUUUAAAUUUGAUUAUAUACCAAUAACAUGUGAGUGGAUAUAUAUUGCAAAUGAUCCUUUGAAAGGAAUUGCUGUUUCUCAUUCAUUGAAGCCAUACAUUUAUAUAUAUGAUGGCUAUGGCGAAAAUGUUCCUAUACAUGUUUUUGAAAAUCUACAUCGUAAUCCUAUUAUUAAUAUAUCGUUUAACCCUAUAUAUGAAAUUGCUCUCUCAAUAGACAAUGCAGGCAUGAUUGAAUAUUGGACUGGCCCAAAAAAGGACUUUAUAGAUCCGAUUGCCAAUAACAAGAAAAACUUUCUUCAUUUUUCUCACAAAACAGAUACAGACCUUUAUGAAUUGGCCAAAUAUUGCAAUUCGAACAAUACCAAAGUUUGUAUAUGUAGUUCUAAACUAUCCUUUUCGCCUGAUGGAAAGCUUUUUGGCUUAGUUUCCUUAAAUGAAGAGAAAGUUAGAAUUUUUAGGUUUGACACAGGAAAACUGUGGAGAGUUUAUUCAGAAGAUAGGGGUUCUCUUAGUGAAGCAGCUAACAAUCAAAAAUUACCUCUAGGCACAACAAGUCUUGAACUCAACCGGCGUUUAGCUAUAGAAAGAGAGCUUCUUUCCCCUUAUUCACAUAACACUCCUAACGAUAAUGAUAAUUCUCUCGAUCUUGAAGCCAUUAUGUUACCACGUACCAACAAUUUGGUCUUUGAUUCUAGCGGAAAUUUUGUCAUCUAUUCCACUAUCCUGGGAAUCAGGAUUCUCAACUUGAUAACUAACAAGUGCUCGAGAAUGCUUGGUGUGCAAGAUAACUUACGGUUUUUGAACAUAGCUCUUUUCCAGGGUAGGGCUAGUGCUAGUAAAUAUCUGGAAAGCAGUGUGCCAGAUCCUGUGGCAUUAGAGAUUGAGGCCUUAUCCGAUGAAUCAAAGCCCCGAAAAAAUGAUCCCGUUAUCUUUGCCACUGCUUUCCGCAAAAAUAGAUUCUACAUUUUUUCGAAUCGGGAGCCCAACGAGGAUAUAACUAUGGGCAUUGAGAGGGACAUUUUUAACGAAAAACCGACUAAAGAGGAUAUGUUGGCAGUUCCAGAAAUAAUGGCCUCUGGCGGUAUUAACUCACUCAGUAACGGUGAAUCACUUUCUACCUCCGCAGUACUCCACACAACUUUGGGAGAUAUUCAUUGCAAGUUGUAUGCCAAUGAUUGCCCCAAAACCGUUCAAAAUUUUUGCAUUCAUGCACGGAAUGGUUAUUUCAAUGGCCACAUUUUCCAUAGGGUUAUAAAGGGAUUCAUGAUUCAAACAGGUGACCCUACAGGCACUGGAACUGGCGGGGAAUCAAUAUGGGGCCACGAAUUCGAAGACGAAAUAGUUGCCCAUCUUAGGCACGAUAAACCCUUUACGUUGAGUAUGGCUAACGCUGGGCCCAACACUAAUGGAUCCCAAUUUUUUAUCACUGUUGUGCCUUGUUCAUGGUUGGAUAAGAAGCACACGAUAUUUGGUUUGGUGACAAGGGGAAUGGACGUUGUUAAUAAAAUUAAUAAUGCCAACACAGAUCCAGAUACUGAUAAACCUUAUGAUGAUGUAACAAUAAUAAGUGUGUCAUUGAAAUAAAAAUUCCUUCCACAAAACGUCUAUCUGAAAAAGGAAUAUAUUUGAUUGGAAAGGCUGUGUUUUAAAACAAAAUUAGAUUUAAUCAUGAAUGCAUUUCAUUAAAACGUAUUUUUAAAUAAACGAUUGAUUUUUAAAAAUAAAUUCAAGAUUAUUGCACAACCUUGAAAUAAAUAGAGUAUUUUAAAGAAGUUUUGUUCAUUGUUUUUUUUUAAAUUUAAUGGAAAUAUUUUUGUAUAAAAUGCAAUUUUUUUUAAAAUAUAAUCCUUACAUAUAUAUAUAUUAUCGCUAUAAAAACCAAUAAUUAUAAAUGUAAAUCCUAACGUGCCCUCAAAAAUUUAUCGCGCAAUUGUAAUUA
Molecule: messenger RNA, 2579 nt
Organism: Gordionus sp. m RMFG-2023
Lineage: Eukaryota; Metazoa; Nematomorpha; Gordioida; Chordodea; Parachordodidae
Product: peptidylprolyl isomerase domain and WD repeat-containing protein 1-like
Exons: 12
Coding region: 251-2224 (657 amino acids)
Biological process (GO): protein peptidyl-prolyl isomerization
Molecular function (GO): protein binding; peptidyl-prolyl cis-trans isomerase activity
Source: RefSeq, a predicted model, not a curated record